Messenger RNA from Puccinia triticina, 822 nucleotides. RefSeq lists its product as uncharacterized. The transcript has a single exon. Lineage: Eukaryota; Fungi; Basidiomycota; Pucciniomycetes; Pucciniales; Pucciniaceae. Bases 1 to 822 code for a protein of 273 amino acids. The record is from RefSeq and is a predicted model, not a curated record.
AUGCACAGUGGUAACCAAGCCGCGGAUGGCUUUGGUCACAAGGAAUUGGGCCAGUCCUCUGAAGACGAGGACUCUGAUGCGGGGGUCAGGGCUCCAAUUUCCGAUUCAGACGAGGACAAUGGGGAAGAUGCUCCACCCAGCAAACGGGCCGCCCCCAAAACACGUAGACUUGGCAAAAAUCUCCGUGUAUCCAACCAACUCACGCCCGCCGAGAGGGCGCUAGACCCAUCGUUGGAUGAUGAGCUCUCAGAGCCCCCGACGGCUAGAUCGACCCCUAGGCUCCCUGCAAGCAAAACCGCAGCAGUUUCGACCCCCACCCCUGGUUCAAAUGGAGUUGAUGGUCGCCCGCCGACUGUCGGCGCCAGCGUCCCCCGCCGCCGGGGCCGGACCAAAGAGGCCCCUAAGAAAGACAACAGUGAGGCGAUGGCCCUGAGGGCCAUGAUGGCGAAGACGCAAGAGCAAAAUUCCGCCUGGAUGAUGGACGAACGGGCACAUUCCGAGGCGACUCGCAAGGAACAAUGGUUAGCAGACUCGGAGCAGAGGCGAUUAAUGGAGGAGGUGCGAAGGGACGAACGGCGUGAGGCGGCGGCGCGGGACGAACGCAAGGAUCGCCAACGCCAAGAUGAGCUGGCUCAAGCCAAAUUCGACCGUGAGGAGGCCAGGGCCAAGGCGGAGGCCAAGGAGCGAUCUCGUGAUGCGGAGCGCAAGGCGGAUCGAGAAUUGGUCUUACAACUUGCGGAGGCCAAAGAACGACAGCGCGAGGCGGACCGAAAGGCUGACCGCAAAGAGGCCCAGUUGGCCAGACUAGAGGAUGCACGUUGA